This is a messenger RNA of Podarcis lilfordi (Lilford's wall lizard), 8531 nucleotides long. NCBI's taxonomy places the organism in Eukaryota, Metazoa, Chordata, Lepidosauria, Squamata, Lacertidae. The record is from the annotation of a GenBank genome assembly.
AUGGAUUCAACUCUGACUGCGCCACCAUGGCCCUCCUCGAGGGAGGAGUCUGAUGCUUCUGUGCCAAAAUCAGUGAAGAAGUUUUAUCGGGGUGAGCCAUUGGCACUGGGGGUGAGUACAGAAUAGUGGAGAGGGGAUCAUAUUUGAAUAUAUAGUGGCUAGCUCAUGACUGCCUGCCUCCUUUGGCACUUCCUUCCGCAUGCCAUAUCAGAAAUCCCGCUGUUGUUGUAUGAGUUGCUGUCUACACAAAUGUAUGCUGAGGUUUUGGGUUGUUUUUUUUUGCAAUGUAACAAGCUUUAUCAAUAGUCUUACAAUACAUUACAGUGGACGCUCAGGUUGCAAAUGUGAUCCGUGCGGGAUGCACAUUCGCAACCCACAGCAUUUGUUACCCACGCCUGCGUGUCUGCACACACGUGGGUUGCAAUUCGGUGCUUCUGUACAUGCACAAAGUGAGAUUUAGCGCUUUUGCGCAUGUGCAACCACCAAAACCCGGAAGUAACCUGUUCCAGUACUUCCAGGUUUCGGCGGUCCGCAACCCGAUAAAACGCAACCUGAAGUAUCUGUAACCCGAGGUAUGACUGUACAUAUAUAGAGUACAUCUCGUAGAGUAAAUUGAUAUUUCAAUUAUAUACAUGUAUAUAAUUGAACAUGCACACACACACACACACACACACACAUACUUGUCUUUUCUUACAUAGUUAUAAACCUUAAGCUUCAGCUAUAUUAUUGCUACUUCUUAUGCGGUUAUUAACAAAGAUUAUUAACAAAAAUUAACGUCUGCUGAGUUCUACGUGACAUGCUCACAGGUAAAUGGGGAUUGGACUGCAACUCCCCCCCCAAAAAAUAUCCUGAGAAAUGUAGUUUACCUCUCACAGAACAGCAUUAGAAACUGAGAUAUGAAAGCUAGGAGCUAAAUGGCACCUUAAACCUAGGUUAUGGGCGCAACAAUGAAAUGCCUAGAUGCACUUUUUUAUAACAAGAAUUUAAAGCCGAAGAUGAACUGCAGCUAAAAUUUUGUGCUCAUUUUUCACAUGGUCUAGUCCUUCCUUUUCUUCUCACCCCCCUGAUAAUAAUAACAACAACAACAACAACAACAAUAAUAAUAAUAAUAAUAAUAAUAAUUUAUUAUUUAUACCCUGCCCAUCUGGGGAAGCCCAGCCCAGCCACUCUAUAUUCUUAAGAGGGUCUCUUCCCCAGUUUUCAGAGAGUAGCUGGAAGUGGGGAGGCAGAAAAAGCUCCCCCUUUCCUUCCACUCUGCAGUUUUAAUCCGAUAUCUUAGGCACAGUACUGUACUGUGCCCAGAGCUCAGAAACUGCUCAUGCUAAUGAAAUUCCAUGUUACGGAAUGCGCCUAGAACAAUGGGAGCUUUGAACACUGUCACAGAACUAUAAUUCCCUGCACUCUUCAACUUGGCUUCAAAUGUAUGGUGCUUCUUUAUGCCGGAAUGAAUAAUCCUUCCAUGUGACGAGUCAAUCGAGAACCUGAGUAUGAGAAAUGGGCUGGAAAUGUGCUCCGCUGCAGUUGCUGUAUAUGUUGCUUUUAAUAAUAAUAAUAAUAAUAAUAAUAAUAAUAAUAAUAAUAAUAUUUCUGCCCUGACCCUGGUACAUUUCGUUAAAAGGCCAUGCUAUGACCACAGCUACAGCUGACGACUGUCCAGAAAGGACUUAAUGAAGCUUAAAAAUACUGAAGGACAGGCAGGGGUCAAACUUAGGUCAAACACUGGUGGGUUUUAGUGGACCUGUGACCUCAGUAACUGCCCCAGCAAUUCAGACAAUGUCUGGGACACUCCUGUGCCUAACUUGGCAAGGCUUGUGAGAGCGCUCAGCCCGGCCACCCUGGCUAUUAGACCAGUCCCUCUGCUCCCGUUUCUGAGCAGAAAUUCCCUCCUCAUCUCCCUGUCUUUUGCUUCACACAGCCACCAAAUGCUUCCCUCUCUCCCUUUUUGGCUUUGGGGCAGCUGCUGCCAAGGGUGACCCUGCAUGAUUGGAAAUUUGCAUCUCCACCACUCCCCCCAUCUUCAAGGCUAACAUCAGUACAGGGGGUAAUUUGAAGCCUGGAACCAGUGGCUGCCUAGAUCAUGGGAAGGCAAACUAAGGCCCGGGGGCUGGAUCCAGCCCAAUCACCUUCUAAAUCUGGUCCGCGACGGUCCGGGAAUCAGCAUGUUUUUACAUGAGUAGAAUGUGUCCUUUUAUUUAAAAUGCAUCUCUGGGUUAUUUGUGGGGCCUGUCUGGUGGUUUUACAUGAGCAGAAUGUGUCCUUUUAUUUAAAAUGCAUCUCUGGGUUAUUUGUGGGGUUUGUCUGGUGUUUUUACAUGAGUAGAAUGUGUCCUUUUUCUGUGGGUUAUUUGUGGGACCUGUCUGGUGCUUUUACAUGAGCAGAAUGUGUGCUUUUAUUUAAAAUGCAUCUCUGGGUUAUUUGUGGGGCAUAGGAAUUCAUUCAUUCCCCCCCCCCAAAAAAAUAUAGUCCGGCCCCCCACAAGGUCUGAUGGACAGUGGACUAGCAACCUGUGUGUCUUAGUAAGCAACUUGUGUCAUUUUAAGGGUUUAGGAUACCCCCUAAAAACCCAGUCUGGAAUGAGUUGGCUCUGCCUGCCAUUGGCUCUGUGCAAGUUUGGAAUGGAUGACUUUCAGGCUCCCUUCCAACUCUACGAUUCUGUGAUCCUGCCUUCACCUGCUGUGGCCUUUCCACCUUCUGCCCUACCAACCACCUACCAAGCACCACACCCCAGAGCUGUCCCCGUGAGCCUGUUUAUUUGCCUUCCCCUGUCUGAUGUUUGAACUGCAACCACCAGGAAGUCCAAAAAAUCUACUGCCUGUCUCCUCAGACUGAGUUCAGAGGGACUUCCUCCCAAGUAAGUGCAUUGAGGAUUGCAGACUUUGGUCCUGCUUUCCCUGGCCAUGAACUGUAGGUGGCUCCUUUGAGCAUUUCUGUUUUGUUCCAAAGACUCAAGACUACCUUACAUGUUAUGUUAAGUUUAUCCAGUAGCAAACUUUGGCCUUUAAAAUUUCAGUGUCGCCCUGUGCAAUGCUAAAAUUCAGCUCCCUGCUGCCUCUCAUCUUCCAUGGCUUGUUAUUGUUGCAGCAUCCUCUGCAGGCUGCCUCUGGUUUGGCCCUUGGAAGCUCUCAGUUGUAGAUAUGUGAUGAUUAUAAGGAUAUUGCUGGAGUCCAUUGAUGUUUAUAGGCACCCUGUAGGUUAGUUAUCCUAUGGGCAGACAAGCAGGUAACAUUCACAAAGAAGAAGAAGAAGAUUCCCCUUGGAGAAGGCAUUCAUGCCAGAAAAAACAUCAAGAUCUGAAGUGAUCUUUAUUUGCUCUGUGGGUAGAAAGUGUGGUGAUGCGAAAACCUGGUUUUAUGUUUUCUUUGCAGAUCACACAGAUCCUCCUCGGAAUCACGCACAUUGCAUUUGGAGUUGUGUUUAACCUAAUGGGCAAUCACAGAGGAUCUUACAUUGCUAUAGAACAACCACUCUGGGCUGGAAUCUUGGUAAUUCUACAUAUAAUAUCUCUCUGUGUUAAACCCCCCCCCCCAGCAACCUAAAAAAACAAAACAGUUCCUUCAGGAUUCACCCGAGAGUAAGGCAGAGAUGAAAAUAUCAGUGACUACAUUAUUACAUGAGCACUGUUCCACAGCAUUUGAUAUUUUCAUUUACAUAUUCAUUCGAAAUAAGUUGGGUUUAUGAAGCAAUUCUCUAUCUUCCCACCAUGCUGACGAAGAAUUCUACGAAACAGUAGUCAAUAUCCGGAAUCACUGUUCUUCGCUUCAUUUAAAUAUUUUCAGAGACUUUGAGAUUAAAGAUUUCAUUUUGGACUUGUUAUGGUUUGAAAGAAUUCUAUAAAAGAUUGACUAUUGUGUAUGUACAUGGUCUUCCGUUUCCUAGACAUUGCUGACAUUCUCUUUGCAACACAGGGGUUUGUUUGGUUACUUACAUCUUGCUUUCUAGGCAGGGACCCAAUGAAGAAGUAGGCAGUGGCACCUGGUGCUCCACCCUCUCCCACUCCCUGUUGUUUGGUCCAAUGUGACAGGUAGCUGGAUGCAGCACUGGCGAGGAGGAGGAGGUCCAGGGGCCUUGUUCCGACAUGACCCCUGCUAAGAUAAGAGCUCUUGGAAGAUGCCUGAACUUGCCAACCCUUGAUACCAACUAUUGAUGCCUGCCGGCAUCAAGUGUGCUGAGUUAGAGGCAGAGAGAGACUGGAAAAGGCCCACAAUGGGGAACUGCAAACUACAAGAGCCUCCCUGCCACAGUGAUUAGUGUGUUACACUAAGACUGGGAAACUGUGGUUUGCAUUCAACUUACCUUCUACGUAUGAGAAAAUGCCUUGUAAUCUUGUUCAUUGUUUCUGUCUUCCUCUCCCAUGUCUUACAGUACAUCAUUUCGGGAUCUCUGUCUGUGGCAGCUGCCAGGAACCCCAAAGUGCCAAUGGUAACUAAUUUGUUUUCGGGCACACACAUCUGUGUGACAUGACGGGAGGUGAAGCACACAAUUGGUGACGUCUUCUGCUUGCCAUUUAAGGCUCCCUCCUGGAAUUCCUGGUCUGAAGCUAUCAUGCCCAACCUCAUGUGUUUUCCCCGAGGAAGUUCUGUGGAUUACUUUGUGAGGUUUAGGAACUUGGCUCAGGCCAAGCGUCAGAUUGGAUUGACACAACAUUAGAAAUGGAGGGGAAAUUUGAUUCAGUAUGCACCAAAAGCUGAAUGUAUAAAAUCGGCACUUUCUGAAAUGAUAUGCAUUUGAAAGCUACAGAUAUCCUUUUAAAUCUGUAUUUAGUUGAAUUUUGCAAUGCGCUUCUCCAACCACCCAGUGUUUACGAAAAUGCAUUUAUUAGGAGAAUGUGCAUAAAGAUGAAGAUAUUGUCAGCUUUUCAGUCGCAAACAAUGAUUUCCCUCUACUCCAUAUUUUGGGUUCAACUACACACUUAAAAAAGGAAAUCCUGCCCCAAUCUCAGACAGCUCAUAGCUGGUCAGCUGCAGCUGGUUAGAAUCUGAUAGUUUUUAACAUUUUUUUAAAAAAUAUUGUGGGAUAUUUCCAAAGCAAAGGAUAUUUACCCAUACAAGUCGAAAGCUUAAAUGGGUGCUAUUGUCCCACAAUGGAACCUGCCCUCCCCACCUCAUGUGAAACUCAAGGGGUGGGGCUCUGCAUCAGUGUAUUGCAACACCAUAGGAUGUCCCCAGAAGCCCCAUCUGUCUCCUGUUCUGGGUGCCACAAUUUAAGAAGGAUAAUGACAAGCUGGAACAUGUGCAGAGGAGGGCAACCAAGAUGAUCAAGGGUCUGGAAACCAAGUCUUUUGAGGGAGUUGGGUGUGUUUAGUCUGGAUAAGAGGAGAUAUAAUACCAGGCAGAUUGUUGUUUAAUCGUUUAGUCAUGUCCGACUCUUCGUGACCCCAUGGACCAGAGCACGCCUGGCAUUCCUGUCUUCCACUGCCUCCCGCAGUUUGGUCAAACUCAUGCUGGUAGCUUCGAGAACACUGUCCAACCAUCUCUCCCUCUGUCGUCCCCUUCUCCUUAUACCCUCAAUCUUUCCCAACAUCAGGGUCUUUUCCAGGGAGUCUUCUCUUCUCAUGAGGUGGCCAAAGUAUUGGAGCCUCUCAGGGCUAUUGUCACCAUUGUAGAGGUCAACAGAGCUAGAAUUGCUUAAUGCAGGAGUAGGCAACCUAAGGCCCAGGGGCCCGAUGUGGCCCAAUCGCGUUUUAAAUCCGGUCCACGGAUGGUCCGGGAAUCAGUGUGUUGUUACAUGAGUAGAAUGUGUGCUUUUAUUUAAAAUGCAUCUCUGGGUUAUUGUGGGGCAUAGGAAUUCGUUGUCUCCCCCCCCCAAAAAAAAUAUAGUCCGGCCCACCACAUGGUCUGAGGGACUCUUCGCUUAAUGAAAUAAUGUUAUAUGUCACCAUUUUUAGGUGAAAGGCAUGCUUGGAAUGAAUGUGGUGAGUUCUGUGGCAGCCGGCAUUGGAAUUGUGUUGCUCUGUUUCCAUUUGGAAUUUUACGCACCAGAAUGGGAAGCAGAAUCCUUUUGCCGUUAUCAGUAUUCAGGCAAUACUACACUGUCAGAGUGCAUUAAAACUCGCAUAAUCCCUUGGGUAAGUGCAGGUCUCACCAAUACUGAGGGUGCUAGCAAACCGUUGUUAUUUUGGGGCGAUAUUCCAGGAGCACCCCGGCCAAUUGAGGUUGUACCAUUAAAGUGGAUUUAGAGUUCACAGGCCACAAACCCACUUCCUCCAAAGAUGAUACUUUGCAAGAAGGAAAGCAAUGGAUAAACGUACUGGGAAGUGUGGGGAAACACUUGCUUGAGGCAAAGUUUGAGUGAAUGCUGAAUAAAUGGUCAACAUUGUCCAAUCUCCCUGCAAAGGGAGGAGGAGGGACACAGAACAGGGUGAAACAGGGUGCCUUAGCUCCUGGAGGGUCCUGUCCGUGAAGAGAGGAAGUAAUUUGUGUCACUAAUAUAAUCUCUCGUAAUCAUUAGCAGAGGUGAAACUAGGCUUUCUUUCACCCGGGUCAAAGACCCAGUUUGGCACACACAGACCCCACAUGCAUUUGUUUACACACACAGGCUGGGAGCCUCUGGUGGCUUCAAAAAACCUGGCUCACCACCCUAUAGCUACAGCACUGGCUUUGAAAUAACCAGAACAACAGACGGGGAAUAGUGAUUACUUUGAUCUUGGAAUUACGUAUGUUUGGUGCAUUUUGCAUUGUCCCAGCGACACUUAAGCAAUUGCAAGCCUUGUGGGUUCUUGAGGUAGGCAGCCAAGUUAGGCAGCCAAGUUAGUCUGCUGCUCCCCGGUGUCCGGGGGCACUGGGUAUCUGUGUGCAUUAUUAUUUUUGUUCUUGUAUCCCACCUGAUCACUAAUAAAAUAAAUAAUAAUAAUAAUAAUAAUAAUAAUAAGAAGAAGAAGAAGAAGAAGAAGAAUAAUUUAUUAUUUAUACCCCACCCAUCUGGCUGGGUUUCCCCAGCCACUCUGGGCGGCUUCCAACAAAACACUAAAAUACAACAACCUAUUAAACAUUAAAAACUUCCCUAAACAGGGCUGCCUUCAGAUGUCUUCUAAAAGUUUGGCAGUUAUUUUUCUCUUUGACAUCUGGUGGGAGGGCAUUCCACAGGGUGGGUGCCACUACCGAGAAGGCCUUCUGCCUGGUUCCCUGUAACUUGGCUUCUCACAGGGAGGGAACCACCAGAAGGCCCUCGGCGCUGGGCCUCAGUGUUUGGGCAGAACGAUGGAGGUGGAGACGCUCCUUCAGGUCUCCAAGGAACUCAAGGUGGUCUACAUGCUCUAAACAACCUUGUGGGGUUGAAGGGCUGGGCUGAAAGAGAUAACCUGCCCAAAGGCACCUGGCAAGUGGGGAUUUGAACCCUGGACUGCCAGGUCCUAGUCUGAGACUCUUUGAAAUACAUCUAUAGACAAGCAUACACCUUGCUGGAGGGUAAUUCCCUUUGCUGGGCUCUCUGCUUCAUCGACAGAACAUGUUGUAUGGAAUCCUGGCUGUCUUCCUAGUAUUCAACAUCCUUGAGUUUUGCAUCGCUAUCUCCACGGCUGCGUUCGGGUGUAAGACUGUUUGCCAGGACAACUACACCGAAACGGUAACAUUGAAAAGAGAGUGGGGUUUGGUAACCAGAGCAGGCAGAGAUUCAGGGACAGGGUCCUAAAAUAAGGGGUAUUGUAGAAUAACGAUAUUCCAUGUUGGGGCUGGAAGUCUGCCUCUAAAACUCUUAGCUCAUUGUUCCUGAAAUAUACUCAGAGUCCUGUAGUGAUUUCAUGCUCUUUAUUGCAGCUUGUAAAACAGUGAUUGAAUUGCCCCCCAAACCUCAGGCUUUUAUAUACAUUAUUUACACAACGUGUCCCGUCUGAUUGGCUGAUUCUGCUUCCCUUCUGGAGCCUGAUUGGUCUUUUCCUGUAGGCUAAUCAGUUGUUGCAUUCUACAAUCCUACCAGCCUAAUAGGCUGAUUAACUUCUUCCUGGAGCCUGAUUGGUCUUCUCCUGCAAGCCAAUCAGUUGUUGCAUUCUAGGAUCCUACUUGCCUAUUGUUCUAGGAUACAAGGUUAGUACAUAACAGCUCCUAAGCUCCCAUUGCAGUGCGAAACAGAUGUAUCUAGCUAGAAAGAAUUGGUUUGCUGUCAGCACUAUGGACUAGAAAACCACCUAGCAGCACCAUCAAGAUCCUGAAAUACUCGGGGAACCUCCAUGGAUGCAAAAGGCUUCCUGCUGCAGAUGGUUACCUUGAAGGCAGCUGAAACAGUGAUGGAGCUAGCAGACUCAUCCUGACAGCCUCCCUAGGUGCUAAUUGCGGGUGGAAGGGCUGUGGCUCAGUGAUACAGCAUCUGCUUUGCAUCUAGGAGGUCCCAAGUCCAACCCCCCACAGCCCUUCCCUUAUUUAUCAAGAGCCAAACUUCGUUGUUGUUAUUCAGAAGCUGAGCAUCACAGUAAAUGCACAGCAAAGCUGAUUUUACUCUUGGAGUGUUCUUUUCUGCAGGUUGUGGUGGUUUACCAGAAUGCGACCCCAGGCGAUGCUCUUGGUCUUCCAGCUGCUUGCAAGGAUCCCGAUUCCCCCUGA